AUGCACACGCAAAGGAGGAGUGACACGCCCAUGGCAGCUUACCAGAACACUGAACGAAGCACCAAACCUAUCAAGAUAAGGAAGAUAUGCUGCAUCGGCGCCGGUUACGUGGGAGGACCAACGUCAGCCGUUAUUGCAAGCAAAAACCCCGAAAUUCAGGUCACCGUCGUUGAUUACAACCGUGAACGUAUCGAGGCCUGGCAGACGGACAACCUCCCCAUCUACGAACCUGGUCUUCUCGACGUCGUCCAAGCGGCACGCGAUGCAAAAUCCAAGCGUACACCAAACCUCUUCUUCUCAACAGACGUCGAUCGAUGCAUCGCGGAAGCAGACUUGAUCCUACUGAGCGUCAAUACACCCACUAAGUCUUUAGGACGCGGUGCUGGUCACGCGUCAGAACUAUCCUUCCUAGAAUCAGCUGUUCGUAAGAUAGGCGAAGUGGCCGAGAGCAACAAGAUAAUCGUAGAAAAAAGCACAGUGCCUUGUCGAGCCGCCGACACGCUUCGAGAUGUCCUCUCCGCAACAGCAAAGCCCGACCUCCACUUUGAAAUUCUUUCGAAUCCCGAAUUCCUGGCCGAAGGCACCGCCAUCCCAAACCUGCUGAACCCCGACCGCAUACUGAUCGGCUCUCUCAAAACGCCACGAGGCCUCCAAGCAGCUCAAGCCCUCGCAGACGUCUACGGUUCCUGGGUCGACCUCGACCGCAUCAUCACCAUCAAUCUCUACAGCUCGGAGCUCGCCAAGCUCGCCGCAAACGCCCUCCUCGCGCAACGCAUCUCCAGCGUCAACGCCCUCAGCGCAAUGUGCGAGUCCGUCGGCGCCGACAUCGACGAAGUCUCGUACGCCAUCGGCCUCGACAAGCGCAUCGGCUCGCGCAUGCUAAAAGCCUCCGUCGGGUUCGGCGGCUCCUGCUUCCGCAAAGACAUCCUCUCCCUCGCCUACAUUGCUGAAUCGCUGCACCUCUUCGAGGUCGCGGACUACUGGCGCUCUAUUGUCGAGAUCAACGAGUACCAGAAGGAUCGGUUCACGAGGAGGAUCGUGAGAUGCUUGUAUAACAGUCUGAGUGGGAAGACGCUUGCCGUGUGGGGUUUUGCGUAUAAGAAGGAUACGGGCGAUACGAGGGAGACGGCUGCUAUUAGUGUUGUGGAUAACGUCCUUACUGAGGGCGCGAACGUGCGAAUAUACGAUCCGCUCGUUAAGGAGACGCAGAUUAGGCAGGAGCUGAAGAGCACGACGUCACGGCUUGACUGUGCGGAGAAGCAGCUCGUGGUGUGCGAAUCGGCGUAUGAAGCGUGCACAGGGGCGGACGCCGUCAUUAUACUGACGGAGUGGGAUGAGUUUAGCAACCGAGGUGAGGUCGCGAGAAGGGACUCGGGUCAUGGGAAGAAGACAGAGGAGAGGACUGGGAGGAAGGUAGACUGGGCUCGGGUCGCGGAGGUGAUGAGGCGGCCGAUGUUUGUUUUCGACGGGCGGAAUAUUGUAGAUGCGGGGGCAUUGGAGGAGCUGGGCUUCAGGGUAGAAUGCAUUGGAAAGGCGUAG
Messenger RNA from Didymosphaeria variabile, 1539 nucleotides. RefSeq lists its product as uncharacterized. The transcript has a single exon. Gene Ontology annotation, molecular function: NAD binding; UDP-glucose 6-dehydrogenase activity. Gene Ontology annotation, cellular component: cytosol; nucleus. Bases 1 to 1539 code for a protein of 512 amino acids. The record is from RefSeq and is a predicted model, not a curated record. Gene Ontology annotation, biological process: glycosaminoglycan biosynthetic process. NCBI's taxonomy places the organism in Eukaryota, Fungi, Ascomycota, Dothideomycetes, Pleosporales, Didymosphaeriaceae.